Molecule: messenger RNA, 4277 nt
Organism: Ziziphus jujuba (common jujube)
Lineage: Eukaryota; Viridiplantae; Streptophyta; Magnoliopsida; Rosales; Rhamnaceae
Product: type IV inositol polyphosphate 5-phosphatase 3
Exons: 11
Coding region: 1903-3915 (670 amino acids)
Biological process (GO): phosphatidylinositol dephosphorylation
Molecular function (GO): inositol-polyphosphate 5-phosphatase activity; phosphatidylinositol-4,5-bisphosphate 5-phosphatase activity; phosphatidylinositol-3,4,5-trisphosphate 5-phosphatase activity
Source: RefSeq, a predicted model, not a curated record
AUAGUAGAAAGUUAUAGUUCCUAUUUAAUAUAUAAUUCCUUUUUGUUAGCUAAUGUAACACAAACCCAAUAAUAGACCUUCAUUUGAAAAAAAACAAAAAUAUAGUUGGCAUAUUAUAAAUAAUUUGUUAGGAACAACAACACUUUUAGAAUUUAUACAAAUUAGUUUUAUUUAUCAAAGAGAAAACAAAAUUGGAUUCCCAUUUCAUGUAUGUGUUUCAUAAAAUAUGCACUUUGCAUCAUGAAAUUAUUGUUUUGGAACAUAAGGAAGAUAAGUAAUGUUGGGAAAUAAUAGUACAAACAAUAGCAUCAAGUGGUAUUGUCUGUUUUAUUGUCUUUCUACACUUUUAUAUGAUGACAUACAUCUAAUCUUGACACUUGUUAUCGAUUAUAGAAAUUCCCAACUUGCAAAUUGCAAUAUUUUCUCUAUUCAUUGAUGUUAAUUUUGUGCUUUUGCCACGAAGAAAAAAAUUGAUGUUAACUUGUGCUUAAUCCUCUUGGCUUUGCAUUCACCGACCUCAUUAUUAUCUUCUAGAAUAAUAAUUGAGUUUUAAAAAUAACUUUCUCAAAUAUUAUUAGUGAAAAUGUUGAAUGUUGUAAAAAAAUAUGAUUAGCAAAACUUAUAGGCAAACUUAUUCAUAAGCUAAGUUAAAACGUAUAGGCGGCUAAGUAACAAAACCACUGUUAUUAUUUCCUGUAAAUAUUUUAAAAUCAAAUAUUUCAUCCUCAACGAUUACCCAAAAAAAAAAAAAAAAAAGAUUUUAAUCACUAAUAUCAUAUCUUAAUAUUUGUUAUUGUUUAUACAAAUAAGAAAAUUAUAAAACUCUUUUACUAGUGAUACUUAAUUUUCUACAUGAAAAUAUAUAAUCAAAUUUAUAUACCCUAAGGAUAAAAUAAAUAUGAUAAUAAAAAAAAUGAAAUUAUCACUAACUUUUUAUCUUAUGUGCAUUGUUGGAUGUGUUUCAUUGAAUGAUUCAAGAUGAUUUGUUAAAGAAACUUUAUUAGAUAUUUUGGUUUAUAGAACACUCUCAUUAUUUUUGUAAAAUGUUAAAAACAAUACUAAAUUUAUGCAUAUAAAUUGGACACAUUUUUUAGUUAUAUAUUUUUUUCAAUAAAAUAUUUAACUCGAUUCAAUCUCUAAGAUUAUAAGACCUCUAAGAUAUUUUCAAAAAGAUAAAGCACCAAACAAUAUCAUAGUGCCACAUAAAAUUGCAUAUAAUUUAAUCACAAAAGAAAAAAAUAAUAAUGAUACUUAUCCAAACUUUAACCUUUUUUGUUUUUAAUUUUUAAUUUUUAACUUUUUAUCAAUGUUUGUUUGGAAUGGAUAGCUCCAAGACCUUCAAACUGUUGUAACAACUUUUAUUUACAAAAUUAAUUGUCAAAAUCGUCGAGAAAUUUCCAAGAAAAGAUAGAAAAAAAAAAAAAAUCCCAUUCCAUAAAAAAUUCAAGGGCGCCACAGAGCAGAAGAAAAAAAAUAAAAUAGGCGGACCCACAAAAUGUAAAAUCAGUGGGUCCAGUCGACAAGUCAUCACCAACCGUCCGGCUGCUGGCCAAUAAACACUGAACCGGGUUCGGUCAAAAAUGGAUUCUUUAUUUUGAAUAAUUUAAAUUAUUUAUUAUUAUUAUUAUUAUUUUUUUAAAAAAAGUCUAAAAGGCGUUCGCAGACAAAGCCAUAACCGUUAUUUCGGUGCCUGCGGUCUUCUUCUUCUUCUUCUUCUUCACCGAAUUCUCUCUCUCUCUCUCUCUCUCUCUCUCUCUCUCUCUCUCUCUCGCUAUCUUUCUUUCUCUCUCUAAAACACUUAAAUAGGGUUUUACACUGGUUGUUCUUCAAUCUUCCAGUUUCGGUGGCUGUAUUUGUGUGUGUGUUGUGUUUUCUUCUUCUCAAUAUCUUUUGCUUUUUCAGAUGAAGCGAAGCUCCAAGUACAGUCCUGAGCGGAGUUGGGCUGAACUGUGUUGUUUGGAUUGCUCGUUCAUACAGCUCUUCUGGCCCAGAGCGGUGAUGCGCAAAUGGUUCAAUAUUAGUGCCAAGGACUCAGAUUACAGUGCUGACACCGACGACGAAGACGAAGCAGAUGAUGCUGAUUCAGAUACAGAGGAAUUUGCUCAAUCGGGAAGGAAAUCACGGUUUAGAGAUGAAGUUGUAGAAGAUGAUGCUUGGGUUGAUCCUAAUGAUGCUCUUCCGAGGAUGCGAAGACGAAAAUCAGAAACUUUUAGGGCACAGUACAUAAACACAAAGGAGCUCAGAGUAUGCGUUGGGACAUGGAAUGUUGGAGGAAAGAUUCCACCUGACGACUUAGAUAUUGAUGAUUGGCUAGAUAUAAAUGAGCCGGCUGACAUUUAUGUACUAGGUCUUCAGGAGAUUGUGCCGUUAAAUGCUGGGAAUAUUUUUGGUGCUGAAGAUAGCCGCCCAGUUAGUAAGUGGGAAAGUAUUAUCCGUGAAGCACUUAAUAGGGUUCGACCUAGAGGAUUCAAGAUUAAAUCCUUCAGUGAUCCUCCUUCUCCAUCAAGAUAUAAGCCCUCUCAUGAUGUGCCAGACAUAGAAGAGGAGAUGCUUGAAAGUGAUAGUGAUGUGGGUGAGGAACUCCAUGAUAUCGGUGAGGAAGUCCAUCCAUUGAAUGAUGAAAUAGACUUCGAUGAAAGCAAGGACAGAAUAGUCGCAUGUGAACAUGGGAACUUAAUUACUGGAAUUUCAAACUGUAAUGAAUGUGAUAAUACAAGCAUGCCAGUAGAACAGAAUUUUCAGAGGCAAUUUUCUUCUACAAGGAGGUUAGAUAGAUUAAAUUGCAUGUGGAAGAGGGAGAUAAAUACAGAAGAAUCAGGUGCUCAGCAAACUGUCAAAUUAACCAAAAUGCUUAGUGGUACUGAAAGAAUUGGUUUAAGCUGGCCGGAGCCUCCAUUAAACUUGCUAUCACAGCAUAUAUUGGAGAGGCCAAGAUCUUUUAAUUCAAUUAAAUCUUUCAAGGUGUCCAAGUCAUUUAAAACAAAUAGUUCUUUCAAGUCAACCUUGAACAAUGUGCCAUCAGAUAUAGCCUUGCUUGCUGAAAUUGACCUUGAAGCUAUCAUGAAGCGGAAAAGAAGAUCAUCGUUUGUAAGGAUAGUAAGCAAGCAGAUGGUUGGUAUUUUUGUCACUAUAUGGGUUCGUAGGAGCUUGCGUAGACAUAUUCAGAAUCUAAACGUGUCUACCGUGGGUGUUGGCGUCAUGGGCUACAUUGGUAACAAGGGAUCAAUAUCGGUCAGCAUGUCUAUAUAUCAGACGCUGUUUUGUUUUAUAUGCACUCACCUGACAGCAGGUGAAAAACAUGGAGAUGAACUUAAAAGGAAUUCAGAUGUGAAAGAAAUACUUCGGAGGACUCACUUCCAUUCAUUUUCUGGUAUCGGGCUUCCCAAAAGCAUCCAUGACCAUGAAAGAAUUAUCUGGUACGGUGAUCUGAAUUAUCGUCUCAACAUGUCAUAUGAGAACACACGAGAACUUAUCUCAAAGAAGGAAUGGUCCAAACUGCAGGAGAUGGAUCAGCUUGUACGAGAGCUAAAAAAAGGUCGUGCUUUUGAUGGAUGGUCUGAGGGCACUUUAAAAUUUCCUCCAACCUAUAAAUAUGAGCUUAAUUCAGACAAGUAUUAUGGAGAUGAUCCAAGAGCAGGGAGGCGUACCCCAGCAUGGUGCGACCGUGUUCUUUCAUAUGGUAAAGGAAUGAGGCUGCUGAAAUAUCGGAGGGCUGAACUUAAAUUCUCUGAUCAUCGACCUGUGACUGCCACAUACAUGGCUGAGGUCGAGGUGUUUUCUCCUAGGAGGCUACAAAAGGCUCUGACUUUCACAGAUGCAGAGAUUGAGAAUAACGAAAUUGUAACAGAUAUGACCAUUGAAGUUGGGAUGAACCGCUUAUUAUUGGAACAGAUUGGAAGCGCUAAUGGAGAUUAGGACGGAAACUUUUAAGAGGCUGCUGGGUAACAGUUUCCUAAAACUAGUCAAAUUUUGAAACAUAUCUAAUAUAUCAAUUCUUUUGAUAUUGAUUUUUUUUUCCUUUUUUUUUUAAUUUUUUUUUUUUACCACUAGUGUAUAUGUUCAAUUAGGAUGUAAAUGUAUGUAAUAGAGGUUUUUACACAAAGGGCCUUUAGAUGCUAAGUAAAAAGUUGGAUAUGAAUAUGAGAUGCAGAGUAAAGUUGGAUAUGUACAUUUGUUAAAUGGUAAUAAAUGUGUAAUCAGACUUUCUCACUGUAAGCUUUUUCUUUGACCGUAUGGAAACAAGAUUGUUCUACUGCAAGAGUAGAGCCUGUUCUUUU